Molecule: messenger RNA, 1344 nt
Organism: Aspergillus melleus
Lineage: Eukaryota; Fungi; Ascomycota; Eurotiomycetes; Eurotiales; Aspergillaceae
Exons: 2
Coding region: 135-1235 (366 amino acids)
Biological process (GO): transmembrane transport
Cellular component (GO): membrane
Molecular function (GO): sulfate transmembrane transporter activity
Source: RefSeq, a predicted model, not a curated record
GGACGGAGAAAGAAGAGAAAAAAUUGGUGCGAAAAGUAUGUCAUUGAUCGUCUCUCAUCCAUAUGUUGUGAUGUCGCUGACGUCUACUCUCCCGUAUUCAGCUUGAUUAUAGGAUCUGUUCCUGGGUUUGUCUAAUGUUUUUCGCACUACAACUCGAUCGCGGAAACAUAUCCCAGGCUCUCAGUGACGGGCUUUUAGACGAUCUUGGGCUAUCAACAAACCAGUACAACUAUGGCAUGAUGAUAUUCUACCUCUGCUUCUUAUCAGCCGAAGUACCGUCGCAGAUGAUCUCGAAAAAGCUAGGACCCGACGUUUGGAUCCCGAUACAAAUGGUCACUUGGAGCGUUAUUGGCAUCUGCCAAGCUUUGAUAGUUGACGAGAAAAGCUUCUAUGCCACCCGUGCUCUUCUUGGCCUAGUAGAGGGUGGGUUCAUUCCAGAUGCCCUGCUAUACCUUUCAUACUUCUACACCAAUAAAGAGCUCCCGAUCCGGGUGGGCUAUUUUUACUGUUCAUCGCACUUCACCUUCAUCAUUGCUGCUUUUCUGGCCUACGGAAUCUUGCAUAUGAAGAUGAUUGGAGGCUGGGAGGGCUGGCGGUGGUUGUUUGCCUUGGAGGGUGCUUUGACGGCCAUCAUCGGCAUCCUUUCCUGGUUCUACUUGCCACCAAGCCCGACACAAACUGCAAGCUGGUUUCGUGGUAGAGAUGGUUGGUUUGAUGAGAGGGAGGAGGUUAUCAUGGUUAAUCGAGUGCUACGAGACGACCCAGGCAAGGGUGGUAUGCACAACCGUCAAGGCCUGAAUCUGAAGCUGCUCUGGGCUUCCCUCAUGGACUACGAUUUGUGGCCAUUAUACGCAAUCAGUUUUACCAUGCUCAUUCCCACCAACCCUGUAUCGGCAUACCUAACGCUGAAUUUAAAGUCUCUUGGGUUCGACACGUUCGAGACCAACCUUUUGACCAUCCCGGCAUAUGUCCUGUUUUUGAUCCAACUGAUCUUCUGGUCCUGGCUCUCGGAGAAAAUCAACAACCGAAUGGCAAUUGUCAUGUUCUACUCAGUCUGGUGUCUACCUCUCCUACUUGCCUUGGAGCUGUUGCCGUCAUCCGCUAGUCCGUGGAGCUGGUACACGGUGACUAUCAUGCUGAUUGGGUUUCCAUACAUCCAUUCCAUUAAUGGUACGACGAUCCUCUCAUCCCCACCCCCUAGGUCUAGACCUGGGUAUAUAAGCAGAAUUGUCUAACCACACUACGCCACAAUAGUUAGUCUUACUUCUCGGAACGCCGGAUCCGUGCGCACAAGGACAGUGGGCAGCGCACUAUACAACAUGAUCUGCCAAGCGAGCUCGAUCA